Messenger RNA from Cyprinus carpio (common carp), 5677 nucleotides. RefSeq names its product potassium voltage-gated channel subfamily B member 1-like. NCBI's taxonomy places the organism in Eukaryota, Metazoa, Chordata, Actinopteri, Cypriniformes, Cyprinidae. Gene Ontology annotation, biological process: protein homooligomerization; potassium ion transmembrane transport. Gene Ontology annotation, cellular component: voltage-gated potassium channel complex; membrane. The record is from RefSeq and is a predicted model, not a curated record. Gene Ontology annotation, molecular function: delayed rectifier potassium channel activity; protein binding.
UAAAACGCGGAUGUGUUUCAAAACGCAUAUGAAUAAGGGGCUAGUUUUCUGUAUUGUCCACUCUUCAGACGCCAUUUUUACACAGGUUACUCGUAACGAAAGAAAGGAACUGCUCCAAGAGCCUCUUGGUGCUGGGUGGCAAGGGUUAAAUGCGCCGUCUCUCUGCCAUUGGGCGGUGAGACUACGGAGAGCCAGCCAUCUGCAAGGAAAGCAGCUGUCGCCUUCACGCAAGAGACGUUAGACAUCAGUGAACGAAAACAGUGUGGAUUCACGCCAAUACUUGUUGAUUUGUUUCCAUAAACAAAAAGCGGAGAGAUAUGUGUAAGUCUGGAGAACAACGAGCUGCUGCCUACUGGCUUUAUUUUAACGGUGACGCUUCUGCGUUUUUCCCUAUUUAAUUGCUUAAUUUCACACCGCUGUCAGCAAUGAAUCUUCACAGAUUAAGCUGUACGGUCGGGGUCCAGCCGACGUUGCACUUAACACUUUAGUUACAAGCUCAAAUAAAAUGAAACAGCCCAGAGAACCACUGGUAACACCGCCUGUCCCAUGGCCAAAUUCAUAAGGUAGUCUGCACAAAAACAAACAAAAAAAAUGGAUAAACCCUCCGCAGGAAUGAGUAAAGUUGGUUCUCGCUCGACAGCCUCUCUGCCACCAGAGCCUGUGGAUAUAAUCCGGAGUAUGUCAUGCUACCGGCGUGUCAAACUGAACGUAGGGGGUCUGCCGCAUGAGGUCCUGUGGAGAACCCUGGACCGACUGCCGCGCACACGACUGGGCAAGUUAAGAGACUGCAAAACCCACGAAUCACUCAUGGACAUAUGCGACGACUACAACCUAGAGGACAACGAGUACUUUUUUGACCGGCACCCCGGGGCGUUCACAUCUAUACUGAACUUCUAUCGCACUGGGAAGUUGCACAUGAUGGAGGAAAUGUGCGCCCUGUCCUUCAGCCAGGAGCUGGACUACUGGGGGGUGGAUGAGAUCUACCUGGAGUCCUGUUGCCAGGCACGGUACCAUCAAAAGAAAGAGCAGAUGAACGAGGAGCUCAAAAGGGAAGCCGAUACUCUGAAGGACCAGGAGGGCGAAGAAUUCGAUAAUACUUGUUGUUCAGAGAAGAGGAGGAAACUGUGGGAUCUACUAGAGAAACCAGGCUCAUCUGUAGCAGCCAAGAUCUUGGCCAUAAUUUCUAUUCUAUUCAUCGUGCUCUCCACUAUCGCUUUGUCUCUUAACACCCUCCCAGAGCUGCAAGACACAGACGAAUUUGGUCAGACAACUGAUAAUCCCCAGCUGGCCCAUGUGGAGGCGGUGUGCAUCGCUUGGUUCACCAUGGAAUAUCUUCUUCGCUUCCUUUCCUCACCAAACAAAUGGAAAUUCUUUAAAGGGCCUCUCAAUGUCAUUGACUUGCUGGCCAUCCUACCGUAUUAUGUCACCAUAUUCUUGACAGAGUCCAACAAGAGUGUGCUGCAAUUUCAGAAUGUACGGCGAGUGGUGCAAAUCUUUCGCAUCAUGCGGAUUUUGCGGAUCCUCAAGUUGGCACGUCACUCCACUGGUUUGCAGUCUCUGGGCUUCACGCUACGACGGAGUUACAAUGAGCUGGGCCUGCUUAUCCUCUUCUUAGCAAUGGGGAUCAUGAUUUUUUCAAGUCUAGUUUUCUUUGCAGAGAAGGACGAGGAUGACACCAAGUUCAAGAGCAUCCCUGCCUCAUUCUGGUGGGCCACUAUUACCAUGACCACUGUAGGAUAUGGGGACAUUUACCCCAAGACACUUCUGGGUAAGAUUGUUGGUGGUCUCUGCUGCAUAGCAGGAGUGUUAGUUAUUGCCCUACCUAUUCCCAUUAUAGUAAACAACUUCUCUGAAUUCUACAAGGAGCAGAAACGCCAAGAGAAGGCCAUAAAGAGACGUGAGGCUCUAGAGCGAGCCAAACGCAAUGGCAGCAUAGUGUCCAUGAAUGUAAGAGAGGCGUUUUCCCGUGGUGCAGAGCUUCUAGAUGUGGUGGUCAUGGACAAGGGUGAGAGAACCCAGGACAACCAUCUCUCACCCAGUCGAUGGAAAUGGUCAUCCAAGCGGGCAGCUUCAGAAACCAGUUCUAAUCGUUCCUUCAACCCAGACCAAGGUUCUCCUAGCAAGGCGAGAGCUUCUAGUCCACAAAGGCUUAAUGCACAGAAGCUAGAAGAGAUGUACAACCAGAUGGCAAAGACUCAGUCACAGCCCAACCUGAACGCCAAAGACAGAAAUUCAUCCAGAGCAGGCCAUAGAAGGGAUGAAAUUGAGCUGGGAGCCUUGCCAGGUCAAGGAGUUGACCCAAUGAUUGGGGGUCGUGAAGGGGUGGUAGACAUGAAAAGUUUGUCAAGUAUUGACAGUUAUAUCAGCUGUGCAACAGACUUCCAAGAGAACCCACGUUUCCCCUACAGUCCGGCAGGAGGUCUAUCCUUCCCAGAAAGCUCUCGGUUCUCCCACAGCCCUGUUUCUGGCCUCUCUGUUCGGGUCAGUGCUAAUCCAAGCCUGCAGACCACUUUGGAGCAUGAGACUAUGCUCACACCACCAUGUUCUGGUGCUAAACCUCUCAACAACAAGGGUUCAUGGCAACAAGGACUUCUUGGAAACUCUCAGAAAAUGCAUUCGGUUAGGGUGAAUCAUCGCAAUUGUGGGGAGGCCAGCCCAUCAGGUCGUCCUCUGUCUGAUAGCUCUAUUCUAUCUGACCACUCCAUCCUAAGCCCCGAGGUGUCAGUCUACACAACAGCCAGCAGCAGGACUCCACCUAAGACACCCGAGAGGAAGGCACUCACCCCUGCAGUCUUCACUUUUCACGACUCAUCUAUCAGCAAGUACAUCGAUGCUGACACAGAUGAUGAGGAGCUCUUGCGUGAAGGUGGCCCAUCGGAGCGUCUACUGACUGGCCUGAGCUCUAAGCCUCGGCUCAGUGGUUACCAGGGGGCAAGCAACCACUUGGAGGCUGCCCAAAGGCUACUAGGUCAGAACUGCCUGUUCCCACUGGGAAGUAGCCCAAUUGUUGGCCAUGAGAACCAUGUGGCUUCAGAGAAUUCACGAAGGCCUAAAGGGGACAGGGGACAUUCCAACACUUUUGAUAAGGGCCUCUGAGGCCUCAGGGUCGUGAGCUGGACUCCAGAGGAAAGAAGGCCAAGUUCAGUCAAAGCAAAGACUAAUGUACAAUGAAGAAUCAUUUUACAGGCACCUAACCAGGGGGCCUACCCUGGUGAGUUAAUGUGGGAAGGUUCACUGGAAAACAGUGGUCAUAUUACAUCUUUAAGGAACAGGAUCUUGAGGAUGUAACACUGCCUACACCUCUUGCCCUUUUUCCUCUUCUGUUAACAAGCCUGCAUUGGUGCAUUGCAGGGGUAAGAUAAAACAGAGCAGAUCUGGUCUACAGUUGAUUGCAAAAAAGCAUAAAUAGCUUGAGGCUGAAAACUUACCAGAUAUUUAAGCGCAGAUGUGUUAAAAUCAAGGUAAAUCAAGGAGGACAGUCCGCCACUGCCCACAUCAGCUAGUCACUGUCCAGGGCCCACCUCUUAAAGAUUAGCAUUAGAGACAUGUUAUACCCUGUUUACUAGUGCACCCAUCCCCUGUCUCCUAAUAAACUGGCCUUACUUAACUGCAGUUAUGGUUCUGCAUACAGUAUGAGUGUUUAUGUGCAAGCAUUUUUGAAAUAGGGAGGGCUGAUGGUAUGAUAAUGUGCACGAAUAAAAUAAUUAACAUUCCUGCACACAAGCUCACUCUAUAAAAUAUAUUGGUGUGUGAUUCUACUUGAUUGAUUUAUUUUUAUAUAGACAUGAAGAUUAUCUGUAGAAUACUGUCACACAUAUUUCUUGUGUCAUAUUCACCAGUAUACGAAUAAACCGUUAAUUGUUUCAUCAGAAGAGACCUAAAUCUGUUUAAAUUUACCUCCCCUCAUUUGCUUGUGUCAUCUUUAAGAUUUUUUUUCUAGUUUGGUAGAAUUUAAAGGGAUAGUUCACAAAAAAAAAGAAAAAGAAAAAGAAAAGAAUAUUCUGUCAUUGUUUACUUUGUCUCAUUUCAUUCCGGUGUGCUAUUUUUAUUCUGUGUAACACAAAAAAAUGAUAUUUUGAAAUAUAUAUAUCUUGUUUUGACCCAAAUUUUCUUCAAAAUAUUUGGUGUUCCAUAGAAUAAAGAAAUGUAUACAGGUCUGGAACAAUAAGAGGGUGAGUAAAUGACAGAAUUUUAUUUUUUGGGUUAACUAUCCUUUUAAAGUUCUAAAAGUGUUAUUAAAGAAAAUGACAGAAGAUGCAGUGCUUACAUGUGUAAUAUUUUCUUGCAAAAUAUGUUUAUGAUUGCAUAUUUUUUUAAUUAUGUUAAAAAUUAUGUAGCACAUGCGUAUUGACAUACCUCGCCCUGUUGUUACCAGAUAUUGGUAUAUGAUGGAAGGCUAGAAUAAAUCUGACCAAGAUAGAAACUACAGAAAAACGUCAGGUCAAUUUAAAAAUUCAGUUAGAAUUAACAAUUUCAUUGCAGUAGCUGCUGUGUCAAACACAAAUAUUUCUAAAUAUAAGAAUAAAUAUAUAUUUCUAAAAUAUUUUCUAGAUGAUCAUACAAAGUGAGGGAGAUGGUCUCAUACUUUUGCAUUGCCAGAGAGAAUGUUUAUUUUAAAAUAUUUUAUUUAAUAAAAGGUUUUAUGGGACCUUUUGUGUCCUUAGUUGUUAUUCAGGCUCAACACACACUAUGUGACCAAGAAGACCACCAGUUAAUCCCAAGCAUUUAUCCUUUUUGAUAGAGAGCUAUGUUGUACAAUACAUAAUGCAUGGCCAGGUUUACCUCCAAAUUUGAUACAAUCCUUUCACACUGCACAAACUUAAUAUCCUUGAAAGAUUAGAUCCUUAUCUCCAACAUUGCCAUCCUCAUCAUUCUUUAACCACAUGCAUACACAUAGUCCAGCAUGUAUUCACAGGUAUGUAGACAAUGUCCUGAAGACGACUAUAUCCAGUUUCCAUGGUGACCACAAGCCCUCCCUGCUAGUGCUCAUAUCCAAUUUGAAAACCAGGAUAGUGAGGGCUAAAUUAGAUCAAAAUCAUGCACUCAAUCGCAUCUGUGUCAACAAAUACAUCACUAAAAGUCACAUUGUCAGAAUGUACUUGUCUCUUAGAAUAUGUAUGUGUGUGCAUGUGUUAUCUGGGGAGUGUGAAAAUGAUGGGGGGAAACUCUGCCUCUCCUAAGACUUGUGAGUGUGUGUACGCUUCCAUCCUUGUCUCAACGAUUUUAGCUGAGUUGAACUGAGGUGUAAACGGAAUACCAAUUUUCUGCAAGAGAGCAGGAAGAGGGUGUGUAUGGGAGGAAGAUGAAAAAAUUAGAGGGAUCUUAACUCUCUCCUCAAUAAAGAAUAAUUUAUGAAUGUGUACUGCUUACUGUAAUGGUGGGAAAGGAAGCUGCUUUCUGAGUGCUUAAGUCCCUUGCUCUACUUGUGGUCUUUUAUGUGGGUAUUAUAUAAUAUCCAUGAUCUGUCGGGUGUAUGGUCCACAUUUAAUGCUCUGUUCAUUCAGUAGAUGCAUAUGGAGAGAACAUUAGUGCUAAAAUGUGACUUUACUAAAGUCAUUCAAAACUCUCUUUCCUUUAUCUGUUAGGCUGUGCCCUACGGUCAGUGUUAACCCUGUUUUUUUGUAAUGAUCCAUGGGUGAAUCUCACAAAGAAAUGUCUGACAUAUUUCACCCAAAAU